AUGUUGCCAUAUAUCAACGCACCAUUCGAGUAUGCUGCUGCAGCACUUGGAAACUCGGUCGAUGAGCUCAAGCUAGUCUUUACCUUCUAUCUGUCCUAUCCCCUAGCAGCUAUCUUAAAGAGGAUACCAGACAAGAAACCAUGGCAGAAGAACGUAUUCGUGAUAACUGUCUCCAUGUUCUACCUGGUCGGCCUCUUCAACCUAUGGAACGGUCUUCGUACCAUCCUCAUUAGCGCCGGUGGAGCAUACCUCAUAUCCUCUCGGAUCAACUCCCCAUUCAUGCCAUGGAUUGGCUUUGUGUUCUUGAUGGGACACAUGUCUAUCAAUCACAUCUACCGCCAAGCAGUAAAUGAUCCUUCCGUUUUUGACAUCACAGGAGCACAGAUGGUUCUAGUCAUGAAGCUUACCGCUUUCUGCUGGAAUGUGCAAGACGGCCGCCUGCCAGAAUCCGAUCUCUCAGACUUCCAGAAAAACCAUGCAAUCCGAACUAUGCCAAAUAUUCUGGACUACAUGGGCUACGUCUUUUUCUUCCCAGCAAUGAUGGCAGGUCCCGCCUUCGACUACGCUGAUUAUAGCGAGUACAUCACAACUACCAUGUUCACCCUGCCACCCGGUGUUGAUCCUGCCAAAGCACCUCCUACGCGCAAGAAGCGCAAGAUUCCCCGCAGUGGGCUACCAGCUAUUAUCAAAGGUGUUUAUGGAACACUUUGGCUGAUAGCUUUCCUCAAGUUCUCUGCGUUGUACUAUCCAAGCUACUUCUUAGGUGAUGAGUACAUGACGUACAACUUUUUCCGUCGAGUUUGGCAGCUAUACAUGCUUGGGCUUACAGUGCGUAUGAAGUACUACGCUGUAUGGAGCUUGUCUGAAGGCUCAUGCAUUCUCUCCGGCAUUGGCUACAAUGGCAUAGAUCCAGUGACAGGUCGUGCCAAGUGGGAUCGGCUCACAAAUAUCAAGCCGUUGGAGAUUGAGACCGCUCAAAAUGCUCGCGCGUAUCUUGGUUUCUGGAACAUCAACACCAACCAUUGGCUUAGGAACUACAUGUAUCUCCGUGUCACCCCCAAGGGCCAGAAACCAGGUUUCAGAGCGACUUUGGCAACGUUCGUCACGAGCGCCUUCUGGCACGGCUUUUACCCGGGGUACUAUCUUGCGUUUGUGCUUGCCUCAUUUGUUCAGACUGCUGCCAAAAACGGUCGCCGUAUGAUACGCCCUCUGUUCAUGACCCCUGACGGCAAGGACCCUCUGCCAACCAAGAAGUAUUACGAUUGGUUCACAACGAUUCUUACCCAAAUUGUCUUCACCUUCGUCGUCGUUCCGUUCAUUCUACUUGGAUUUUCCGACACACUCACAGUCUGGGCCCGUGUUUAUUUUUACGCGCUGAUUGGAGUUGCGGCCUCUUUCGCGCUUUUCUCGCGCUCACUUCCUUUCCGCAGUCAGCUCACGCGACUCCAAGCUGCUCGUGUGCCAGCGCCUGCUACCAUCGACAAGCCACAAGUCGAGAAGGCCGCACGAGAAGCGAUGACUGGGGAGAGACUACAGAGGCAAACUUCCCAAGAGAGUGGGGUUAGCCAGCGAAAGGGUCCAAUCCUCGGGAUCCCAGAUGACACGGAGGCGGAAAUUGAUGAGAUUGUGCAAGAAGUGAUGACAGAGUUUAACGAGAGGAGAAGAAGAGGAAGUAUUAUGCAGGGAUUUGAUGUGAAAAAGGCUGUCCAGGAGAAGCUGAAGCAGUUCAAGAAAGCUUGA
This is a messenger RNA of Plenodomus lingam JN3, 1740 nucleotides long. RefSeq lists its product as uncharacterized. Lineage: Eukaryota; Fungi; Ascomycota; Dothideomycetes; Pleosporales; Leptosphaeriaceae. Gene Ontology annotation, cellular component: endoplasmic reticulum; membrane. Gene Ontology annotation, biological process: glycerophospholipid biosynthetic process; lipid modification. The record is from RefSeq and is a predicted model, not a curated record. Gene Ontology annotation, molecular function: 1-acylglycerophosphocholine O-acyltransferase activity; 1-acylglycerol-3-phosphate O-acyltransferase activity.